CUUGUGAGACGCCACAUUAUUUUGACAUAAUAUUCUGUCUAUGAGUUGUAUUACAUCAAGAAUCAACAAUGGCCAGAGAUGUAGGUGAUGCUUCAGAACAUAAUUGUAUACAUUUAACAGUGCAUGAUAUGAUAGAAAACACUAAUAUGGCGUUUAAAUUAAAAAAACGAACACUGUUCAGUAAGGUAAUGACGGCGUUCAUCCAAAGAACUGAUAUGGUGAGGACUACACUAAUAUUUCAAUAUCAUUUUCAUAUCAUUAGAGAAUCAGAUACUCCGUCGUCACUAGGGAUAGUGAAUGGAGAUAUCAUAAAUGCGUAUUAUUCACCACCACCAGAACGAUCAGUGUAUCAAUGUAUCAACAAUAUAAAAUAUGAAGAAUGAACUACACCAACCAGAUAAAAUAAAUAUGAGUUAUAGAACAGAUUAAAUGAAUACUUUAUACUAUGUAAACCAGUGUUUCUUAAAUUCUUAAACACUUCUUAACGGAACACCAUACAGUAAGAUUUUUUUAUGCAGAAACCCUGUGAAAAUUAUCUUAAGGUACUCAAAACAUGGCUAUAAACUGCAUCUAAAUUAUAAACUAAUAUACUAAAUACUGCAAAAUGCCAUACUGUAAUUAUUGACUAUUAUGUUGUAUUAAAAUAUAAUAAUAUAGAUUUUUUCAAAGUAAUUUUUUUUAAUAUUUUGGAAAAUCAUUUGAGUUUUACGGGAGCCUUAAGUGAUCUCCGUGGAACACCUUUUAAGAAACACUGAUGUAAACAAUUUAUUCAUACUAUUUUUAUUUUCAUAUUUUCUUUACCUACAUUUUUUAAUUUAUUGUUCAACUUAUAUACAUUAGUUCUUUGUUCAAUAAUGUCAAUUGUUUAUCUAUUUUUAGUGAAAACUUAAAUAUGUUAAAUAUUUGUUUUGUAGUUACUCUAAAAAUGAAUUUAUACAAAUUACACUCAGUAUUAUUCAAAUAAUUAGAUAUCUGUUCAUAUAAAUGUAUUUAAUAUAAUUAAUAACUUUCUAUGAUAA
Metopolophium dirhodum (rose-grain aphid) is the source of this 1019-nucleotide messenger RNA. RefSeq lists its product as uncharacterized. The coding region runs from base 69 to 383 and encodes 104 amino acids. Lineage: Eukaryota; Metazoa; Arthropoda; Insecta; Hemiptera; Aphididae. The record is from RefSeq and is a predicted model, not a curated record. The transcript is spliced from 3 exons.